Chara braunii is the source of this 1415-nucleotide messenger RNA. Lineage: Eukaryota; Viridiplantae; Streptophyta; Charophyceae; Charales; Characeae. The record is from the annotation of a GenBank genome assembly.
AGGGAUUUCUUCGUCAUUGAUCAAGUUCACCUACGUCAGCUUGCAAACGUCGUCCUCAUCGGUCUUGGAUAUCAUUAUGGAUAAGCGGUGGGGUGCCGCUUCGCAGAUGAGCUAUGGCGGCGGUGCGCGUUCCACCAUAGCUCGCUCUCCCUCAAGGCGGAGCCUGGCUCCCGGUCUUCUGCUGCUGCUUGCAAUACUCUUCACGUCCGGACACGUACUUCAACGGGUAGAAGGAGGAGGAGGAGGAGGAGGAGGAGGAGGGCAAAGUGAAUCGCCAGCGAACCACUGGCUUUUCUCUCCGUCGGGAGUUCGAGAUUCUUUCUUCACAGGUGACCGUUCCGUUGACGUCCGCUUCCUUCGAGGGCUGCAAGACAACGUCCACCGCCGAUCUAUGGAGGAUGAUGCUUUGGAUCUGACGGUCGCACAGCCGCUCAUUGAAGGUAAUCAGUCCUCUGUCGUCGUUGAACACCCUCUGAGAAAGCCGUUUAAUAUCUCGACGAAGCUGUCGCCGCUCAAGUGCGAAACCGAGAUUCGGAACAUCGUGCAUGCUCCCAGCUCCAGAGUCUUGUACUACAUCCUCGAUGAGCACUGCGUCACUGUUCCCGCCAACAAGACCACGAAGUGGAUGCUCUCUUAUUGGAAGGUCGAUCUGCAAACGGCGGCCGUUAACGGAACGGCCACCCCCGAGCUUAUCAGCAACUGGUGGCACAGUUACGCUCAGUCAACGGCGGCCGUUAAGUUUCCCAUCGUCGUCGAUCCCGAGGACGCGUACUCGCCGCCCACGGCGCACGUGUACGGCAUGGAUCUUGUCCCCAACGACACGUCGAGGCUCCUCCUCGGUGCGACCACGGAGGACCAAGACAGGUCCAAGCUCAUCUUCAUGUUCACGUCGAACGGCAGCCGAUCGUCCGCCAUCACCAAUGUGCCAAACGUGCAGAGUUUGGCUUUCAAUCCCGCCAAAACAACGCAGCUGUGGGUGUCCGAUUCCUUCCCGCCUUUUUCCAGCCUUCUGGCGGCGGAUACCGACAGCAACGGCGGCGGCAACCCGCCGCCGCCGGUGAAGUUCGACCAGAUGGCGGGGUUCGUCGGAGUUGGCGGGGAACCGAAAAUAUCUGGCGCCAAUUUCGGUCCGCAGAGCUUUGACCCGAGCGGGAAAUGUCUCUAUUUCGUAGAUCGGAAUCUGAACCAGAUUUGGGCAAUCGAGCCGGAAUCGGGCAAGGUCCCGACUCAUGUUGCCGGGACAGGAAAGGCGGGAGACGCCGAUGGCGGGAUCGAGACGGCGCAGUUCGACGGUCUGCGGGCUGUCUCUUAUACACAUCUAGAUGUGUAUAAGAGACAGGCUUUGACCCGAGCGGGAAAUGUCUCUAUUUCGUAGAUCGGAAUCUGAACCAGAUUUGGGCAAUCGAGCCGGAAUC